AUUUGACUUAUUAGCUACCGACAGGUCCUCAGAAAUGAUCCCAAGUUUUUAGAAAGAGAUAGCAGGUCCUCUUAAGAUCCGAUCCAAGUUUCUCCAUUUGAGAAAGAGGAAGGGGCUUUCUCCAUCCCCAAUUUUUAGGAGAGAUAUUAAAGGGGUUUUCCAUUCAGGUGUGAGGAACGGAUUUUCAGACAAUUAAAUUUAGGAGAGAAAACAGCGGGUUUUCUUUUUUAGAGAGAGAGAGAGUGAUUUUCUCCCUAUUCAAUUCCAGUGGAGAAUAGAUUUCUCUAGAGAGAAAAAGGAUUUUCUCCCAAAAACAAAGGGGUUUUUCAUUCUAGAGAGAGGAAGGGAUUUUCUCCCAAUUCAGUUUGCAGUUCUUAAGAACCGUAGGUUGCAAGAUUAACCUGUUUAUGGUUCAAAAAGCUUAUCCAAUAUGAAGUAUUUGGAGUACACUCCUUUAGACAGUAUAAGUUCUUUCCUCAGUCAUGUAAACCUUGGAGAGUGCAUCCUCAAGGGAAAUCUUGAAGCGUAUUCAUGCAAACAUACUGGGAUGGAUAAGAAACUAUCACUUAGCUUGGAGAAAGAGUUCUUGGAUUGCCUCGCAGAGUCUCCAGGAAGUUUCUCAUCCUCUCCUUCCUUGUCUAGCAAAGACGGCCGGAAGACAUUGAUUUACCUGGUUCUUACUCUCAAUCACAUGUAUCCAGAUUAUGACUUCAGUGCGGUGCAAGCUCAUCAUUUUGUCAGAGAGGAUGCAUUGGACAAUUUCGAACUGAAAUUUAAUUCUUACAUGUUAGAGGCAGCAAGGGAAUGGGCUAGCAUUAAUGGUGAAAGUUCUCUUCUGGAGUCGACACUAAGAGCUAUUGAUGAGGUAAUUAAUCUGGAGGAAUGUGAAGUUUAUAGUUACUAUCCAGAUUUUGAAGAAGAUCCCUCUUUAGAGAAGGGAGCCAUAUGGUCCUUCUAUUUCUUCUUCUAUAACAAGAAGUUAAAACGUGUUGUAAGCUUCCGCUGUGCCUGCUUAAGCAAGUUGGUGAUGGAUGAUGAUCAAUUUGUUGAUGAGAUGCAAAUGAAUGAUGAUUGGGAUAUAUUUGAUGGCAUGGACAUGUGAUUCUGUACAAAUGUGUACAAAAUGUAUAUGUAAAAAUGAAGGCAAGCAGACUCCAUGUGUAUGAUAUACUUGCACCAACCAUCGUUGUUACCUGUAGACUAUCAUGAGCAGGACUGUCCAUGUGACUGAUUUUUAGAGACUCUUGUACAUUGCAUGGUUUGUUUGUUUGUAUGGAUUGUACGGUUAGGAUUGACUAAUCAAUGAAGCUUUUAGUGGAAUUGGAGGUGAGUUAACAGUU
Molecule: messenger RNA, 1340 nt
Organism: Amborella trichopoda
Lineage: Eukaryota; Viridiplantae; Streptophyta; Magnoliopsida; Amborellales; Amborellaceae
Product: transcription regulator
Biological process (GO): negative regulation of transcription by RNA polymerase III
Cellular component (GO): nucleus
Molecular function (GO): RNA polymerase III core binding
Source: RefSeq, a predicted model, not a curated record